This is a messenger RNA of Spea bombifrons (plains spadefoot toad), 1010 nucleotides long. It is a transcript of the gene MPHOSPH6, whose product is annotated as M-phase phosphoprotein 6. The transcript has 5 exons. Lineage: Eukaryota; Metazoa; Chordata; Amphibia; Anura; Pelobatidae. The record is from RefSeq and is a predicted model, not a curated record. Bases 125 to 610 code for a protein of 161 amino acids. Gene Ontology annotation, biological process: maturation of 5.8S rRNA.
CUGUAUUUCCUGCUGCCGAUCGGUGACUCUCUGUUGAUUAGCAGCGUCUGAACCGGUGUGAAGGCCUUCCCCGUGUGAUUUCAGCGAUUCCAGCGGCCCGCGGCUCCUCAUUCCUCCGGUAACAAUGGCCGUCGAGGUCGGGAAGCUGUCCAAGAACCUGUUGCGUAUGAAGUUUAUGCAGCGGAGCAUUGAUGCAGAGACUAGAAAACAACUGGAAGAAGAUGAGAAGAAAAUAAUCAGCGAUGAGCACUGGUACCUGGAUUUACCCGAACUCAAAGAGAAAGAGAGUUUCAUCAUUGAAGAGAGAAGUUUCCUUCCAUGUGAAGAAUUCCUGUUUGGCAGAAUGUCCUUUAAAGGGUUUAACCCGGAAGUCGAGAAGCUGAUGAUCCAGAUGAACGCCAAGGAAAAGACCGAGGAGGUUAUAGACGAUGGAAAAAUGGAGGUUGAUGUUACAGAUGAAGAAAUGGCCCGAAGAUAUGAGUCGUUAGUUGGCACCAUCCAGAAAAAAUUUGCAAAAAAGCGAGACCAGAAAGUACUAAGGGAAGAAGAUGAGAACUGUAAUGUCCCGAGCAAUAAAAUAAAGAAGACCUUCAUAAAGCCGCAGGAUUAAAAGCUUACACGUCAAAUAAGUGAGAACUGUCCAGUUUUUAUUUUUUUCAUUUUUAAAAGUGUUUCAGAAGCUUUUUUUUUUUUUAAUUUUUACUGAAAUGGGUAUUUUAAAAGACUGGCUUAAGCUACUUUUUACAGAAAUACAUGUAAAUUUGUAUUUAUUUUAUACUGAUGUUUAUUGAACCGCUGUGUCGACGAGAGAGGAAAAAAAAAAUCUUCGUGGAAACGUUUAGAUCUAAAGUAGGGGCAGGUUUUUGUUAAAUGUAAUUUUCUAAAAAAAAAAAAAAAAAGAGUUGUUUUAAAUGUAAUUUCUGUAUGGUAAUAGACAUCAAUGUACAUCUAAUGUUUGCCACAGAAACUUAAGAACUGAGGAAAAGGAAAAUAAAACCCUGCUUACAACA